AUGGACAGGAGUAAUUCAUGGACGCAAAAAAAUUACGAGGCUGAAUGUGCCAAAGGGGGAGAUUCAGUAUUUCGAGAUGAAGGCCCAGCACUUGAAGAAGAAGAGUCAGGACUGGUGGAUGCAGUUGGUGAAACUGAUGAGCGUAUCCUACGAAAACGACUUUGGAACGGAGAUAAAGAACCACGCAAAGACGGGCAAGUUCUAUACGGACGGGAAAGCAAUUACAUCAAACAUGUCAAAGAAGUCGCAAUUCUUAUGACCGAAAUUCAGAUAUCAUUCUACUUUUAUGCGAAAACAGUGCUUUCAAUCCGAAGCUAUGGAAAUACUUACAAGAACGCC
Messenger RNA from Brenthis ino (lesser marbled fritillary), 339 nucleotides. Lineage: Eukaryota; Metazoa; Arthropoda; Insecta; Lepidoptera; Nymphalidae. The record is from the annotation of a GenBank genome assembly.